UCUCUCUCUCUCAUAAGUGAAAACUUGAAAACUUGAAAACUUGAAAACUUGAAAGCCACAUCUAAAAAACCACACAACAAAAUGCUGCAACUGAGCAGGCCGCCUCAAUACCUGGACACAAUGCACUGUUCCUUCUCACUCUCUCUCCCUCUAAUUCUACUUCUCCUCUCACUCCCUUCUUCUAUUCCUUCUGCCUCCACCACCAAUCCCCACCAUGCAAAUAAACAACCACCCAUCAACGCCCCCAAGCCCAUCAACACUAUGGCUCCAUCUGAAGCAGAAGCUCUGUUCAAGAUCAUGGACUCCAUGUCCUCUGAUCAAAACUGGAGAAUUUCCCAUCCUAACCCUUGUCAGCCAGGCUCAUCCUGGCCUGGCAUUGAGUGCAAAGUAGGAAAAGACAACUACCUACACGUCUCCAGGCUUGACUUUGGCACCCCACCAAAUCCAACUUGCAAAAAAACAGCUACAUUUCCUUCACAAAUCUUUGCUCUCCCAUAUCUUCAAUCUGUGUUCUUCUUCAAUUGUUUCACUCACACCAAAACCACUCUUACUGUUCCACAAAACAGAGCCUCCCCUGCUUCACUUCAACAGCUCAGUCUCCGAUCUAACCCAGCACUCGUUGGCCCAAUCCCACCUCAAAUUUCAACACUCAAGUCCCUUGAAAUCCUCACGUUGUCACAAAACCGCCUCACUGGCCCAAUUCCAUUCGAGAUUUUCAGCUUGGGCAGUUUGGUACACCUGGAUUUGAGCUACAAUAUGCUCACAGGCACUAUCCCAUACCAGCUGGGCAGUCUCAGAAACCUUCAAGGCCUUGAUUUGAGCUACAAUAUGCUUACAGGGGCCAUCCCAAACACAAUUGGCCAACUGGGUUUGCUUCAAAAAUUUGACUUCAGCUCAAAUUCACUUACUGGGGGCAUUCCUGAUGGCAUUGAGAAGCUCAGUUUAUUGGUUUUCAUGGCUCUGAGCAACAACAAAUUGGGUGGGCAAUUUCCAAAAGGUCUGGAAAAAUUGCAAAGCUUGCAGUAUUUCAUUUUGGAUGGCAACCCAAUUCAUUCACCUCUGCCACUAGAGUUUGGUAAGUUGGUGAAACUUCAAGAACUCAGGCUUGCUGAUUCUGGGUACUCUGGCACAAUACCAGAAAGCUUUUCACAGCUUAAGAAUUUAAGCACUUUGUCGUUGCAGAACAACCGUUUAACGGGUGAAAUUCCGGUUGGUUUUGGCAGUCUCUCACAUAUAUACCACAUGAAUCUGAGCAGAAAUAUGUUGGGGGGUGUUGUGCCUUUCAACUCAAGUUUCUUGAAGAGGUUGGGAAGAAAUUUGGAUCUUAGUGGAAACCCAGGUCUUUGUUUGAGUCCCUCUGAGGCACACAGUUCGAAGAUUGGAGUUAAUGUUUGUGGAAAGAAUAACAAUGCGUCUUCUAUCCAGCCCUGGAAGAAAUCUCAAGCUCCAUCUGGGCUCUCCAAGCCAUUGUUCCUAUUUACUGCUUUAUGUGUUUGGGGAUUGCAUCAAAUGUUGUUUCUGGUAUGACAAAGUAUGUUAGUGCUUUAGUCCAAAUUAUUACUGGUUAUUAUGGUGCUAGGUCACUGUAGAAAAAUAUAUGUAGAUUGUUUAAUAAAUAUAAGGAUUUUCUGGGACUUUGCAGGAU
This is a messenger RNA of Prunus dulcis (almond), 1645 nucleotides long. Its product is annotated as receptor like protein 29. Gene Ontology annotation, molecular function: protein binding. Lineage: Eukaryota; Viridiplantae; Streptophyta; Magnoliopsida; Rosales; Rosaceae. The transcript has a single exon. The coding region runs from base 82 to 1527 and encodes 481 amino acids. The record is from RefSeq and is a predicted model, not a curated record.